Panthera uncia (snow leopard) is the source of this 5102-nucleotide messenger RNA. RefSeq names its product voltage-dependent L-type calcium channel subunit alpha-1D. Gene Ontology annotation, molecular function: high voltage-gated calcium channel activity. The record is from RefSeq and is a predicted model, not a curated record. Gene Ontology annotation, biological process: calcium ion import across plasma membrane. The transcript is spliced from 16 exons. Bases 1289 to 3847 code for a protein of 852 amino acids. Gene Ontology annotation, cellular component: membrane; voltage-gated calcium channel complex. Lineage: Eukaryota; Metazoa; Chordata; Mammalia; Carnivora; Felidae.
UACGACCUCUUUCUACUCUCCUAAACACUUAUUGAACAUCUAAUGAGUAAGUGCCUCAUGCAGGGCACCAAGUGGAGUGAAGCAAGGUCCCGCCCUCAAGGGACCCCCAACCUGAAGGAGAGGCAGGUGUCCACUGGGUGGCGAGCCCUGUGGUUCAGCCCCCUGGGGCCUGAGUGAGCGCCCAGCCAGACCUCGGAUGAGGUGGAAGUAUGGAAGCUCAGGGCGGGCUGGUCCCAUGCUGCUGCUUCCCAGGAGUCACACGGUGCUGAGCGCCGUCCUCUCUGCCAGCAGUCUGGGCUGUAGGCUGGGCAUUAAAGCCCCUCUCCCACCCACACUGACUUGGUUUGCUCACCUCCACCACAAGGGCCUGUAGGACACCUUGCCCAGGCACGUGGCCCAGGAGGUGUGUGGGCCAGUCUCCCUGCCCCGUUCAGUAGCCUCAUUCUGUUCCUCGGGGCUAGGGGUGGCCUGAAGAGCAGUUCAUUCCCUGGACCCACAACCCAGCCUCAGCCAAGAGAACUAGCCUGCCCAUGAGAUGCAGGGUCCCAUCGUGCAUUUCUGUCUUUGGGAGCAACUGAGGGCCUGUAGUGUUCUCUUUCACUGGAUGCCCUCCCACCUUGGAGCAUUGUGUCCCAGGAUGUGAAUUAGAAAGUAGCGUGUCUGAGCCUGUGUCCGAGGCUGCCCACCCUCAAGUCCAGGUCCAGGCAGAGCCCCUGGCAUCUUCUCAGGGAGGGAGCAGCUGCCUUGUCCUGGGACAUUAACCACACAUUGUUAUAAAGGGGGGAGGGGCCCAUCCUUCUGAACCACUGCUUCCUUUCCAUUCAUUAAUACAUUUUCAAUCUUUGAUUUCUUAAAGCCAACUGAAAGUGACAAUGUCCCUGUCCCCACCGCUACACCCGGGGUAAGAUCAGUGAUGAGUCCCCCCGGGGCUGGGCCUUUUCCUUGACCAUGCUGAGUUUUCCACUAGUGUUUCUGUAUUCUCCAUGAUUGUCCUUCCAGAACAGUGUCUGCAGUGGUUUGCAUUCAUCAUCAGUGUCCAGUACUCUUGGCCAGCCCGGCGUUCUCCUCUUAACACACUAGACCACGUGGGCAUGCAUGUGCUGUGUGGACGCGGUUUUCCAAGCCCUGUGUUGUUAGCAUGUAACUCUUCCUUUCAUAUCAUGCUUUUUAAGGUGAAAAGGCCCUAGAAACACAUCUUCAACUCUUACCUCUGUCACCUUUGUUUGCAUCUGUUGCUGUUUUUCUGAAAGUGUUGCAUGUUCUACUUUGCAUUGGGUUUGACCUCUCCAUGAUAACCCUUCAGAACUCUGAAGAGAGCAAUAGAAUCUCCAUCACCUUUUUCCGUCUUUUCCGAGUGAUGCGGUUGGUGAAGCUUCUCAGCAGGGGGGAAGGCAUCCGGACACUGCUGUGGACUUUUAUAAAGUCCUUUCAGGCACUGCCCUAUGUCGCCCUCCUCAUAGCCAUGCUAUUCUUCAUCUACGCAGUUAUUGGCAUGCAGAUGUUUGGGAAGGUUGCUAUGAGAGAUAACAACCAGAUCAACAGGAACAACAAUUUCCAGACCUUUCCCCAGGCUGUGCUGCUGCUCUUCAGGUGUGCCACAGGGGAAGCCUGGCAGGAGAUCAUGCUGGCCUGCCUCCCGGGGAAGCUCUGUGACCCCGAGUCGGAUUACAGCCCCGGGGAGGAGUACACGUGUGGAAGCAACUUCGCCAUUGUUUAUUUCAUCAGUUUUUACAUGCUCUGCGCAUUUCUGAUCAUCAACCUGUUUGUAGCUGUCAUCAUGGACAACUUUGAUUAUCUGACCCGGGACUGGUCUAUUCUGGGGCCUCACCAUUUGGAUGAAUUCAAAAGAAUAUGGUCAGAAUAUGACCCUGAGGCAAAGGGAAGGAUCAAGCACCUUGAUGUGGUCACUCUGCUCCGCAGAAUCCAGCCUCCCCUGGGGUUUGGGAAAUUAUGCCCACACAGAGUAGCCUGUAAGAGACUAGUUGCCAUGAACAUGCCUCUCAACAGUGAUGGGACAGUCAUGUUUAAUGCAACUCUGUUUGCUUUGGUUCGGACGGCUCUUAAAAUCAAGACGGAAGGGAACCUGGAACAAGCUAAUGAAGAGCUCCGAGCUGUGAUAAAGAAAAUCUGGAAGAAAACCAGCAUGAAACUGCUUGACCAAGUUGUCCCUCCAGCUGGUGAUGAUGAGGUAACCGUGGGGAAGUUCUAUGCCACUUUCCUGAUACAGGACUACUUUAGGAAAUUCAAGAAACGGAAAGAACAAGGCCUGGUGGGAAAAUACCCUGCGAAGAACACCACCAUUGCCCUACAGGCAGGAUUAAGGACACUGCAUGACAUUGGGCCAGAAAUCCGGCGUGCUAUAUCAUGUGAUUUGCAAGAUGACGAGCCGGAGGAAACAAAACGAGAAGAAGAAGAAGAUGUAUUCAAAAGAAAUGGUGCCCUGCUUGGAAACCAUGUCAAUCAUGUUAAUAGUGAUAGGAGAGAUUCCCUUCAGCAGACCAAUACCACCCACCGUCCCCUGCAUGUCCAAAGGCCUUCAAUUCCACCUGCAAGUGAUACUGAGAAACCGCUGUUUCCUCCAGCAGGAAAUUCGGUGUGUCAUAACCAUCAUAACCAUAAUUCCAUAGGAAAGCAAGCUCCCAGCUCAACAAAUGCCAAUCUCAAUAAUGCCAAUAUGUCCAAAGCUGCCCCUGGAAAGCGGCCCAGCAUUGGGAACCUUGAGCAUAUGUCUGAAAAUGGGCAUCACUCCUCCCACAAGCGUGACCGUGAGGCUCAAAGAAGGUCCAGUAUUAAAAGGUCUGACUCAGGAGAUGAGCAGUUCCCAACUAUUUGCCGGGAAGAUCCAGAGGUACACGGCUACUUCAGCGACCCCCACUGCUUGGAGGAGCAGGAGUAUUUCAGUGGUGAGGAGGGUUCUGAGGAUGCCGGCUCACCGGCAGGGAGCAGGCAGAACUACAGCUACUACAACAGAUACCCAGGCAGCAACUGGGACUUCGAGCGGCCUCGAGGCUACCAUCACCCCCAAGGCUUCUUGGAAGAUGACGACUCACCCAUUUGCUAUGACUCUCGGAGAUCUCCAAGGAGACGCCUACUACCUCCCACCCCAACAUCCCGCCGGAGAUCCUCCUUCAACUUCGAGUGUCUGCGCCGGCAGAGCAGCCAGGAAGAGGCCCCGCCGCCCCCCGCCUUCCCCCACCGCACAGCCCUGCCCCUGCACCUGAUGCAGCAGCAGAUCAUGGCAGUUGCGGGCCUGGAUUCCAGUAAAGCCCAGAAGUACUCGCCGAGCCACUCAACCCGGUCAUGGGCCACCCCUCCGGCGACUCCUCCGUACCGGGACUGGACACCGUGCUAUGCACCCCUGAUCCAGGUGGAGCGGCCAGAUGCCCUGGACCAGGUCAACGGCAGCCUGCCGUCCCUGCACCGAAGCUCCUGGUACACGGACGAGCCGGGCAUCUCGUACCGAACUUUCACACCAGCCAGCCUGACUGUCCCCAGCAGCUUCCGCAACAAAAACAGUGAUAAGCAGAGGAGCGCAGACAGCUUGGUGGAAGCAGUCCUGAUAUCCGAAGGUUUAGGACGGUAUGCAAGGGACCCAAAAUUUGUAUCGGCCACAAAACACGAAAUCGCCGAUGCCUGUGACCUAACCAUCGACGAGAUGGAGAGUGCAGCCAGCAACCUGCUCAACGGGACUGUACAUCCCCGGGCCAACGGGGGUGUGGGCCCCGUGUCACACCGGCAGGACUAUGAGCUCCAGGACUUCGGGCCAGGCUACAGCGAUGAAGAGCCCGACCCUGGAAGGGAUGAGGAAGACCUGGCAGAUGAAAUGAUAUGCAUCACCACCCUGUAGCCCCCAGGGAGGGGCAGACUGGCUCUGGCCUCAGGUGGGGCGCCAGAGGGCCAGGGAAAAAGUGCCUCGUAGUUAGGAAAGUUUAGGCACUAGUGUGGAGUCCAUAUUCAAUUAGACUUUUGUACAAGUGAUGUCAUGCCUCAAGGAAGCCAUAAACCUGGUAGGGAACAGCCGCGCACGUGUGCCCGGCUCCAGCUGUCGGAAGCAGCAGGUCCAGCCCUCUUGGGGAGGACCGGCGAGGAGGUCGGACAAGCCCAGCCCACUUGUCCAGAGUGCCCCCCCAGGCGCUCACCCGCGCCCACCCACCUGCUGGCAUGGUGGGGAAGGUUAAAGGUGAUGACGAUCACCACACCUGUGUCAUUACCUCAGCCAUCGGUCUAGCAUAUCAGACAUUCACUGGGCCCAGCAUAUCCAUUUUUAAACCCUCUUCCCCCAGAUACACUGCUUCCUGGUUUCUGUUUAGCUGUUCUGAAAUACAGUGUGUAAAUCAGGACCUACCUACCAGCCGUCAUCCUGAGAGGGGAGCAGGACCUUAUCCACGAGGUUUUCUGUUAUGUGACCCCAGUUUACAAGAGAGAGCGUCACUCAGUUGGUUUCUGACUGUCAGGUUAAGGGCAACUGUAAACUGGAAUAAUCAUGCACUCGCAACCAGGUAAACUUAGAUACGCUAGUUUGUUUAAAAAUUAUAGAUUUACUGUACAUGACUUGUAAUAUACUAUAAUUUGUAUUUGUAAAGAGAUGGUCUAUAUUUUGUAAUUAUUGUACCGUAUUUGAACUGCAGCAAUAUCUAUGGGUCCUAAUAAUGGUAGUUCCCCACCGAAAUCUAGAAAUUAUUAGCAUUUUUACUUGGGCUGUACAGAAGUAGAAGAAAUAGAGCCAAUUCUCCUUUAUUCAGUGAAAAAUCUUUUGGGGAUGACAUUUUAAGUUCGAAAGAACUUGACACUACAGAGAUUUUUCUAAAAUAUUUUGAGUUACUAUAAAUCUACCUUAACCCAAGAUACACCAGAUGACGAUUUACAGUCUUGGCUUUGGGCAAGAGUGCUAGGAUUUGAUAGUGGACCUCUGGUCCACCGUGGGUUGCAACUUUUAUUCUACUGACCCUUCAACAAGUUCAUUACAGUAGGUCGAGCUGGUUACUCUGACCUUGUGGCGUUCACAGUGGUGGUUUCCUCAGCUGCCCCCACAAGGCAUUUUUGAAGUUCCUCUGCCCUUCCUUGCUCCCUGGGGAUGGCUACUGUGCUUGUCUUAAAUAAGG